This is a messenger RNA of Dimorphilus gyrociliatus, 1447 nucleotides long. The record is from the annotation of a GenBank genome assembly. NCBI's taxonomy places the organism in Eukaryota, Metazoa, Annelida, Polychaeta, Dinophilidae.
AAUCAUAUCAAAAGUUUUAUACAGCAUCGCUUAAGGAAUAUUUAUAUUGAAAUACUGCAGAAUGAGGUUGUUGUGUGUAAUCCUUACAAAUUUGAUCAUAUCGACACCCAUCUACGGAAAUUAUUGCUACGGAACGGAUAACUCUCCAAAAAGAAAUUAUGCCGAUAAAACGUCCUACGCAGAGUCACUAAAUUCAAAGAAAAAGGCGGAAGAGAAUGUUCAGAAUAAUUGCUCAGUUGAAUAUUUCUACUUCCUGUCUAGGCAUGGAACGAGACAAAACAAUCGAAACUCUAUAAGACUUUGGCACAGACAUUUUCCGUCAUUCCAACGAAAUAUUCUUGAAAAUCCUUCAAUUACAGGAUUAUGUCGAGAGGAUAUUGAUUUGAUAAAUAAAUGGUUUCCAAGAAUGAAUCCGGAAGAUGCAUUCAAAUUAGUGGAAACCGGUCGACAAGAACAAAUCUAUAUAGGACGACAGAUUAAAAAUAGAUUUAAGAAGUUCUUUGAAAAUCCUUCAGUUCUCGACGAGAGCGAAUUUCGUCCAACUUCCGAAAGAAGGAAUAGAGAUUCUGCUAAAGCAUUUCUAACUGGCCUAUUCGAUGAAAACACUGCAAAAAAUAUCACUCUUAAAGAACCACCCCAAAAUGAUACUCUACUUAGAUUCUACAGGCAUUGUGACAAGUAUGAAGCUACAGUAUCUAAUAAAUCACUAGUGGAAUAUGAUAAAUUUAUUAAAAGACCAGAAAUUGCGGAAGUCCUAAGGAAAGUAACUAGAAAGCUUGGCAAAAAUAGUCAAAUUUCUUUCAAUACCUUAAAAUUACUACACGAAAGCUGUUCCUUUGAAUAUGGCAUAUACGGUGAUGCUCCUUGGUGUAGCCUAUUAGAACCAAAUGAUUUGGAUGUUCUUGAAUACGCCAAUGAUCUUCAAUCAUUUUGGAGAGAUUCCUAUCCUCAUAAAAUAUCUUAUGAACAAACAUGUGAAUUAACUAGAGAUAUAUGGAAAAAAUUAAGUUUAGCUAAAAGUGGUUCGAAGCAGAAGAUUGUCGGUAGGUGGACCCACCUUCCUGCGAUAAAUAUGCUCUAUACAAGAUUAGGUUUGUUCAAGGAUGAAAAACAACUUUUACAUAGCAAUUAUAAGGAACAUUUAAAAAGAAAAUGGAAGAUGACUUUAAUAUCACCAAUGAGCUGUAACAUAGCUUUUGUCCUACUUCGCUGUGAUACCAACUAUAAAGUAAGAGUGUAUCAUAAUGAAAAAACUAUAAAAUUAGAAGGAAUUUGUAAAGAAAUUGACUGCGACUGGAAUGAAAUUGAAAAAGUAUUUAAACCGAUAUCGGAUAACUGCAAUUUUGAGAAAAUCUGCAAAGUCGAUAAAAAUAGUUCGGAAAAUUUAAUAUUUUAUUCUAAAAUAAUAAUCAUAUUACCAUUUUUAAUGAAAUAUUUGUUGAUUUGA